AUGUUUUUAAUCAGCAAAUGUUUAGACUCAGUUGAAAGCCAUUAACAAAAAUAAUGUUUUGAUGAUGCUGAAACUCUGAUUAUUCGUAACUCUUACAGUUGUCGACACUGGGACUUCCCAAGCGGUCCCCCACCUUAGUACUAACCCAGCCUUAAGGCGCUUAACUUCGGAGUUCGAAUGGGAUCCGGUGUUUUCACCUUAGUAUGGCCGACAACAAAAUUAAUUAAGUUGAUUGUUGUCGACACUGGGACUUCCCAAGCGGUCCCCCACCUUAGUACUAACCCAGCCUUAAGGCGCUUAACUUCGGAGUUCGAAUGGGAUCCGGUGUUUUCACCUUAGUAUGGCCGACAACAAAAUUAUUACGUUGAUUGUUGUCGACACUGGGACUUCCCAAGCGGUCCCCCACCUUAGUACUAACCCAGCCUUAAGGCGCUUAACUUCGGAGUUCGAAUGGGAUCCGGUGUUUUCACCUUAGUAUGGCCGACAACAAAAGAUAUAUUUAUUUAUUAAUAUUUAAAUGCUAAUGUUUUUUAUUUAUUUUAUAAAUUUUAAUUCUUAAUAUGA
Messenger RNA from Tetrahymena thermophila SB210, 564 nucleotides. RefSeq names its product MFS transporter. Lineage: Eukaryota; Ciliophora; Oligohymenophorea; Hymenostomatida; Tetrahymenidae. The record is from RefSeq and is a predicted model, not a curated record. The transcript is spliced from 6 exons.